GACAUCAAAGCCGUGGCCUUAUAUAAGCCAGAUCCUGAAGAGGAGGCAGAAGAAGGGUUAAAUAGGUCUCCUGGAUUCGGCGAGAGGCCUGUGCGCUGCGCGUCUCUCUCCAGCCUUGCCCGAGACUCUCCGCAAGCGGGAGUCCAGCAGAGCGCCGCCCCAGAGCCCACGGGUGGCCCCGGCAGUCUCUUGGCGCAUGGGGCGGCGCUAAUCGGGCUGGCGGCGCAGGCCAGGGGCCGCUCCAACAUGAACCUCGUGGGCAGCUACGCACACCAUCACCACCAUCACCACCAUCACCACCCACACCCAACGCACCCCAUGCUCCACGAACCCUUCCUUUUCGGUCCGGCCUCGCGCUGUCACCAGGAGCGGCCCUACUUCCAGAGCUGGCUGCUGAGCCCCGCUGACGCUGCCCCAGACUUCCCCGCCGGCGGGCCACCUCCCACAGCCGCGGCGGCCACCGCUGCCUACGGUCCCGACGCCAGGCCGGGUCAGAGCCCCGGGCGGCUGGAGGCCCUCGGUGGCCGCCUGGGCCGGCGGAAAGGCUCGGGACCCAAGAAGGAACGGAGGCGCACAGAAAGCAUUAACAGCGCAUUCGCAGAGCUGCGCGAGUGCAUCCCCAACGUGCCUGCCGAUACCAAGCUCUCCAAGAUCAAGACCCUGCGCCUGGCCACCAGCUACAUCGCAUAUCUGAUGGACGUGCUGGCCAAGGACGCUCAGGCCGGCGACCCUGAAGCCUUCAAGGCCGAACUCAAGAAGGCGGAUGGCGGCCGCGAGAGCAAGCGGAAAAGGGAGCUGCAGCAACACGAAGGCUUUCCUCCUGCCCUGGGCCCAGGCGAGAAGAGGAUUAAAGGGCGCACAGGCUGGCCGCAGCAAGUCUGGGCGCUGGAGUUAAACCAGUGAGCUGAGGCCGCGCCGACGACCCCUCCACAGCUGCCCGACACCCGGAGCCCCGGGAGGAGAGAAAGGCGGCAGCGGCGAGGGCCAGGCUCUGGGUGCCAGGGGCUUAUAAGGGCGCAUCCCGCAGAGCCUCUGCUGCGUGCUGGCAGGUCGCUGGCUGUAACAACCCACUUGGAUCGCACGUGCAAUGUCAUUUGAAAUUGAUUUUAAUACAUUAAGAGAAAGAGAAAUAUAUAUAUAUCUACACCCCCCACCCCCAAACUGAAAGGGCAGCUCUUGGCUGCACAAUGCGGGAGAGAGGGACGGCAGGACUCAUGCGCACUAAAAAGCACCCUUCCAACCCUCCUGGGGCGAAUUUAGAACCCCCAUGCUUUUCUCCACUAUGCCUUCUGGCUCUUUUUCUCUUCUCCAGUCAGCUUUUCGGCAACCCCCUGCCCCCAGGCACUCUCUUUCCUAAUUAAAAUGCAAUAAGAGGAAUCAAUAGUUUUCUUCCAGGGAAAGAGAACUAAACUAGGAAGAUGGAGGGGUGCCUUUUGUUGUUGUUCUCCUUCAAACCGUGCUGUUUUAUUUUAUUGUAUUUUAUUUUAUUGUUGCUGCACUUCCUACUUAGUUUCAAGGGAAACGGUUUCUCCCCUUCCUUUCCUUAUCUUUCCUUUCCUUCUUUUCCUUCCUUCCCCUUUCCUUUCCUUCUCUCCUUUCCUUCCUCUCUUCCUUAAUAAAAACUUUUCCCUGUGUUGAAAAGUUUUUAUGUAUUUAAACUACCUACCAUGCCUGCUGUGCUCAGGUGUUUGUUUAUUCUCCCAUCCCUACCCUUUUUCUACCUCAAAUCUGUAAGACCACUCACCGCCCCCUCCCUUUGCCAAAGCAGUAUCUAUGCUCUUGACGAAUAAAAGAUUUUCUGAAAUCGGA
Messenger RNA from Suricata suricatta (meerkat), 1809 nucleotides. RefSeq names its product heart and neural crest derivatives expressed 1 (gene HAND1). Bases 247 to 903 code for a protein of 218 amino acids. Lineage: Eukaryota; Metazoa; Chordata; Mammalia; Carnivora; Herpestidae. Gene Ontology annotation, biological process: regulation of transcription by RNA polymerase II; heart development. The transcript has 2 exons. The record is from RefSeq and is a predicted model, not a curated record. Gene Ontology annotation, molecular function: protein dimerization activity; RNA polymerase II transcription regulatory region sequence-specific DNA binding; DNA-binding transcription factor activity, RNA polymerase II-specific.